Molecule: messenger RNA, 774 nt
Organism: Anarrhichthys ocellatus (wolf-eel)
Lineage: Eukaryota; Metazoa; Chordata; Actinopteri; Perciformes; Anarhichadidae
Product: presenilins-associated rhomboid-like protein, mitochondrial
Exons: 4
Molecular function (GO): serine-type endopeptidase activity
Source: RefSeq, a predicted model, not a curated record
GACCUUCAGUGAACGUGGCCGCUGGUCUUCUCUGCUUGUUGAAUUGUUGUUUGUCCAGCAGGUGGCCUCACAGCUUCCAGCAGAGAUGCGGCUUCAGGAAAGCCGCCAAGAAACCAGAAUCCAAGAAGGUGGAGGUGGAGCUGGUCCCCCCCCACACAGAGUCCUCGGAGGCUGCGCUCCACCGUCGGACCCCGGCCCCCCAUGUGGAGCAGCAUCGGACUCCAUCGAGGUCCCCCCGGGCCUUCAGCCGGCUCCUCAGACCGCUUGUCUUCACCGUGGGGUUUACAGGCUGCUCCUUCGGAUCCGCGGCCAUCUGGCAGUACGAGUCUCUGAAGUCUCGAGUCCAGAGCUACUUCGACGAGAUCAGAGCCGAUUGGCUGGAGAAGCUGCGUCCUCAGAAACAAGGAGACGUCCGCAAAGAGAUCAACCAAUGGUGGAACAGCUUGAGUGAGGGUCAGAGGACGGUCACAGGGAUCAUUGCUGCUAACGUCAUAGUGUUCUGCUGUUGGAGAGUACCAUCUCUGCAGCGCUCCAUGAUCAAAUACUUCACAUCCAACCCGGCCUCCAGUGAGUCUGCAUGCUCACACUGUUACAAACAGCUUUUUCAGGUCCUCAUGGUGGUGGGUUCAAGGCCCCAUAUUCUGAGGACGUUUUAGAUUCAGCUUUUAAACAGAUCAAACCAACAAGUCUAACUGUUGCUGACUGUUGUGUCUAUCUGACUGUUGUCUUUUUCUGUCGGUUGUCCAUAUCUGACUGUUGUCGCUUGUCUGUAUC